UAAACUGCUGUUUGUAUACGGAAUUCAAAGGUUGAUUGGAGCGAAGAGACGUGGAGUUGUUCAGAUUAAACCCUCAAGAAUCGAUUUCAAAAGCUGUUGUAUUGUGGGUAGGGAUUUAUGGCGGAGACAAACGGAGGUUCAGCAGCACCGCCACCGCCAACGUCACGGCGAGUUCCACCGAUGAUUGCGGUUCCACCGGCAUCUUCUUUCGAAAACAUAUUUACCGGUGGACCUGGACCAGGUUUCAGCCCUGGACCGAUGACUCUCGUUUCGAACUUCUUCUCCGAUCAUUAUCCUGACGUCGAUUGCCGCUCGUUUUCUCAGCUUCUCGCCGGCGCUAUGGCUUCUCCGGCGUCUCAAAUCCCUAGCGCUACUUCCGAGUUUGAAGAUUGUUCGUCUUCGAAGAAAUUGGGGGGAUUCAAGCAAAAUCGACCCAUGGAUUUGGUAAUUGCGCAAUCGCCAACUGGAUUCAUGUUUCCAUCUAUGUUUAGUCCUUCUGGAUUACUCAACUCUCCUGGAUUUUUAUCACCUCUUCAGAGUCCAUUUGGGAUGUCUCACCAGCAGGCAUUGGCUCACGUCACAGCUCAGGCCGCCAUGUCUCAAUCUUAUUUCAACCAUGUUCAACCUGCAAAUCCGUCUUCUGAGGAAGAACUGCAGUUGGUCAAUGUAAAAUCAGACCUUGAAGACUCCCAAAUUGGGUCACCGGAUGACUUAUCGGUAUCUCAAUCUGAUGUCAGCGAACCUCGGCAUGUGAUUUCCGUAUCUUCUGAUACUAACGAUGGCUACAAUUGGAGGAAAUACGGGCAGAAACAGGUGAAAGCAAGUGAGCAUCCUCGUAGCUAUUAUAAGUGCACACAUGUUAACUGCCCGGUGAAGAAGAAGGUCGGGCAGUCUCUUGAUGGUCAUAUUAGCGAUAUCGUGUAUAAAGGUCAACAUAAUCAUGAGCCACCGGUGCUUAGCAAACAAGCUCGGGAGGGUGCAGAUGUAAACAAACGGAACCAUUCUCAAUCAGAAACACGUGUGAUGGAAGAACCAGCGGCAGCUCGUGAUCAAGGAUCGAACCAAUUGAUUAGAAUUGAUGAGUCAGAUGAUGAGCCUAAUCCUAAAAGAAGGAAUACUGAUGUUGGACCCGUGCCUGCGCCUUUGCCCUUACCUGCGCCUGUGCCUGUGGAUUCGACUUCAUCUCACAAAAUGGUUGCGGAACCGAAAAUUGUGGUGCAAACGAGAAGUGAAGUUGAUCUUUUAGAUGAUGGGUUCAAGUGGCGAAAAUACGGGCAGAAAGUGGUGAAGGGGAAUACGAAUCCAAGGAGUUAUUACAAAUGCACGUACACAGGAUGCAACGUGAGAAAGCACGUGGAACGAGCUCCAUCCGACCCCAAAUCUGUAGUAACGACAUAUGAAGGCAAACACAAUCACGAUAUCCCGGUAUCUAGGCAUCGAAGCUACAAUAGCAACAACGGUGGUGGGGUUAUGGGGAAAUCGGAAAAGGGUUCAGCUAUAAAACCGUCACAGCGGAAAGAAACCAAGUUUGGGAACAACGAACGACCCGUGCUUUUACAGAUGAAAGAAGAGAAAAUAAGCGCGUAAUGUGGAUCAAAUGAAAUAGACACGUUUCAAAAAGUUCAUAUUGGUUCUAACAGAAAAGUAAAGUACAUUUUGGAUCAAAAUCUCCGUCUUUUUCCGUUCUUAUUUGAUUGUUUAUCGAAGAUACGUAUGUACAAAUGGUUCGUGUGCGAUCGUGCACGUUACUCGCCCUAUUUGUUGUGUACACAGAGUGAGAUCUAUACCUUAUGUGUCAUGUAAUUUAAGGGUAGACAAAUGUGUUCAUGGAAUGUUGUAUUAGGAGCAUGAUAUGGUUAUUAUCCUAUUUUGAGUACUUGAUUGGUUUUUGUUGUGUUCAA
This is a messenger RNA of Cynara cardunculus var. scolymus (artichoke), 1901 nucleotides long. Its product is annotated as probable WRKY transcription factor 3. Lineage: Eukaryota; Viridiplantae; Streptophyta; Magnoliopsida; Asterales; Asteraceae. The transcript has 5 exons. Gene Ontology annotation, biological process: regulation of DNA-templated transcription. The coding region runs from base 118 to 1587 and encodes 489 amino acids. The record is from RefSeq and is a predicted model, not a curated record. Gene Ontology annotation, molecular function: sequence-specific DNA binding; DNA-binding transcription factor activity.